Molecule: messenger RNA, 2885 nt
Organism: Acomys russatus (golden spiny mouse)
Lineage: Eukaryota; Metazoa; Chordata; Mammalia; Rodentia; Muridae
Gene: Vezt
Product: vezatin, adherens junctions transmembrane protein
Exons: 12
Coding region: 95-1960 (621 amino acids)
Biological process (GO): cell-cell adhesion
Cellular component (GO): plasma membrane
Molecular function (GO): myosin binding
Source: RefSeq, a predicted model, not a curated record
CCCUGAGGUGGGCACGGAGCUGAAGCCUGGGUGCUGGCUGCCCCGCCUGCCUGCAUUUCCCAUCGUGCCGAGGCGGGUGGUAUGGCGGAGAAGGAUGACACCGGAGUUUGACGAAGAGGUGGUUUUUGAGAAUUCUCCACUUUACCAGUACUUACAGGAUUUGGGACACACAGAUUUUGAAAUAUGUUCUUCUUUGUCACCAAAAACAGAAAAAUGCUUGACAACAGAGGGACCUCAAAAACCUCCCACAAGAGUCCUACCAAAACAAGGCAUCCUGCUGAAGCUGACGGAAACCAUCAAGGGCUGGCUUUUCUCCUCUCAGCGCUGUAAGAAGGAUGAGGAACUCCACAGGCUGGACACCGGAUUUCGACUGGACUCACUGUAUACCAUCCUGCAACAGGAAGUCCUGCUACAAGAGGAUGUGGAGCUAAUUGAGCUGCUUGACCCCAGCAUCCUGUCUGCAGGACAGCCUCAACAGGAAAAUGGACACCUUCCAACACUCUGCUCCCUGGCAACCCCUAAUAUUUGGGAUGUCUCGAUGCUAUUUGCCUUCAUUAGUUUGCUCCUCGUGCUCCCCACAUGGUGGAUUGUGGCUUCCUGGCUGGUAUGGGGAGUAAUUCUACUUCUUUACUUGAUCAUACGAGUUUUGAAAUUUUGGAGGACAGCCAAACUGCAAAUGACUCUGAAAAAACAUAGGGUCCGUUUAGAAGAUAUGGCAGCAAAUAGCCGAGCCUUCACUAACCUUGUGAGAAAAUCUCUACGUCUCAUCCAAGAAACUGAAGUCAUUUCCAGGGGAUUUACUCUUUUGCUUGACAGGGUCAGUGCUGCUUGCUCAUUUCAUAAGGCUGCCCAGUCUCCCAGCCAGCACCUCGCCGGCCUUCGGAAAGCUGUCUACAGGACUGUAAGAGCCAACUUUCAAGCUGCAAGGCUAGCUACACUGUACAUGCUGAAGAACUACCCCCUGAACUCCGAGAGUGACAAUGUUACCAACUACAUCUGUGUGGUACCUUUUAAGGAGCUGGGGCUCGGACUCAGUGAAGAACAGAUAUCAGAAGAGGAAGCUCAUAACUUGACAGAUGGCUUCAGCCUGCCAGCCUUGAAGGUUUUGUUCCAACUCUGGGUGGCACAGAGUUCAGAGUUCUUCAGACGCUUAGCCCUGUUACUGUCUACAGCCAGUUCACCUUCUGGGCCCUUACUUACUGCAGCACUCUUGCCUCAUCACAUUCUCUCUGACGUGACUCAAGGUCUACCUCAUGCUCACUCUGCCUGCUUGGAAGAGCUAAAGCGCAGCUAUGAGUUCUUUCGGUACUUCGAAACUCAGCACCAGUCAGUACCCCAGCGUUUACCCAGAGCUCAGCAGAAGUCAAGAGGGCUGAGUAACCUGCACACAGCAGUGCGCAGCCUUCAGCUCCAUCUGAAAGCACUGCUGAAUGAAGUAAUAAUUCUUGAAGAUGAACUUGAAAAGCUCGUUUGUACUAAAGAGACACAAGAGCUGCUAUCAGAGGCUUAUCCGAUACUAGAGCAGAAAUUAAAACUGAUUGAGCCCCACGUUCAGGCCAGCAACAGUUGCUGGGAAGAAGCCAUUUCUCAGGUGGAUAAACUGCUACGAAGGAACACAGAUAAAAAAGGCAAGCCUGAAGUAACGUGUGAAAACCCACACUGCACCGCAGCACCCUUCGUGCGGCCUACCCUCCACAUUGAGGACAGAGACCCCAUCCCUGAGGAGCAGGAACUAGAAGCUUAUGUGGAUGGUGUGGACAUAGAAAGCGAGUUCCGAAAGGACGAUUUGUAUUUCUUGUCUCAAGAAGACAGAGAGAGACAGAAGCGUGAGCAGGAGGAAUCCAAGAGGGUGCUGCAGGAGUUAAAAUCCGUGCUGGGAUUUAAGGCUUCAGAGGCAGAAAGGCAAAAAUGGAAGCAGCUGCUCUUUAGUGACCACGGGGUAAAGUCCGAAUGGAGUUAGAGAGGGAAAGCCUACACUGGAACCUGCUGUGGCCAUGUUUCUGUUGUUGCCGCUUCCCUAGUGGAGUUACUGCAGCAUAGGGAUGUUUCUUGGAAAAGGACACUUUUUACAAAAAUGCCUUUUAAAUAUACGCCAGACCUUCAAGACGCACUUUUUUCCUUCGGUCAUGCUUCGUAGUAUAUUGUAUCGUACUAACCAUUCAUGCUGGGAGGAGAGACUGCCCAGCAAGCAACCCACUGCCUACUAACACCAAGAGGGGCUAACUAAAACUUCAUUUUUCUUGCAAGGACAACUUCUGCUGUAUGGAUCUAUCUGUAUUCUAUUUAUGUGUUAUACUUUGUCUGGUAGUUGAAUGCAGAGAUUAGUUCAUUUGUGUUAUCUGUAGCACUACAAAAUAUAGAAGUAUGCUUUACUUCUAUUCAGGUUCUGUUAGGCGACUGGCAAGUAAGAUGAAUUGUAUGUUUCAUACCUUGUAAAUAUAUAUAUAUAUAUAUGACAAAGAUAACAUUAUCUGGGUCAUAUCAGGCCUUUUAUCUUUGUGGUGAAAGCCACAGUGUAUUCCUUUAAUGACAGUCGUCCCCAAACUUUAAUGAACAUCAGAAUCAAGUGGGAUGGCUUGUAAGCAUCCUGCCCCCAGCCCCAGUGUCCAGUUCCCUAUCUAUGAUCAGACUCCAGGAUGUUUCCAGCAGCUUCCUAGGGGCUAGCUGGUUCUGCCGAUUCAAGGACCAUGCGUUGAGAACACUGUCUUUGAACUAUUUACUCUUCAGCGAGCCCCCGUCUCAUUUAAUUUCUUAGGUAUUCUGUCUCAUAAAACUCCCCAUAUUUAGAAAGUUACAUUUAUUUUACUAGGAAGUUUUGUUGAGCUUUUAUUUAUUUAUUUGUUGUUCCUUUUUUUUAAAAAGCUACUGGGAGUUUAAAAGUCAUU